Messenger RNA from Ochlerotatus camptorhynchus, 2737 nucleotides. It is a transcript of the gene Nhe3, whose product is annotated as Na[+]/H[+] hydrogen exchanger 3. Gene Ontology annotation, molecular function: potassium:proton antiporter activity; sodium:proton antiporter activity. Bases 196 to 2325 code for a protein of 709 amino acids. NCBI's taxonomy places the organism in Eukaryota, Metazoa, Arthropoda, Insecta, Diptera, Culicidae. The transcript is spliced from 14 exons. The record is from RefSeq and is a predicted model, not a curated record. Gene Ontology annotation, biological process: sodium ion import across plasma membrane; proton transmembrane transport; regulation of intracellular pH. Gene Ontology annotation, cellular component: plasma membrane; recycling endosome.
AAAGCGAAGAAAAAAUAAAUUAUUAGCAUCUUCAUCGCGGUCGUCGCGAAACGAAAUUAGAGUUUUUUCCGUUUUAAAUAGCGUCGUGAUUGCCAAUAAAAUAGUGAAUCCCAGCUUGGCGUAAAGUGCAUCCCGUGGUGUGUGAAUGCAUUCGCGUACGCGAAUUGCAGUGAAUCGAAAGGGAGAAGAAUCAAUAUGAGUGCUACUUCGUCGCGAGUGAAAUCCCGGAAGGUCCGUUCCGAGCUGAGUGUUUGUUUUGUGAUAGCCUGCUCGGUAGCGGUUCUACUGGGGCACAGUGGCUGCAAUGGCGAAUCUACCGACAUUGAGUUGGACGCCAAGGCCAACAAAUUACACCAGAUCGACAGUCUGAACCUGCUGCUCUAUACGUUUCUCCUGACCCUGACGGUUCUGACGAUUUGGCUGUUCAAGCAUCGACGGGUGUCCUGGUUACAUGAAACCGGACUGGCUGUCAUCUACGGUCUCAUUGUUGGAGCCAUCAUUCGCUAUGCCGGCACAAAGACUCCCAUCACCCACAUGGUGGCCGAGCCCGAACCGGAAGCCAAAUUCAACCAGAGCCUCCCACCGGACAGCCUGUGGUUGGUAUUCCCGGGCAAACUGCCGAAGGAGGGGACCACUCCCAUACGUGCCAACAAGACCUACUCCUACAGCUUCCGGGGGGAGGUUGCCAAGCUAGAGGAGAACGAAAUAGAUCUAAAGGCAACCUUUGAUCCGGAGAUCUUCUUUAAUAUCAUUUUACCACCGAUCAUUUUCCACGCGGGAUACAGUUUGAAGAGGAAAUACUUUUUCCGCAAUCUGGGAGCCAUUUUAACCUUUGCCAUAAUCGGUACGACCCUGUCGGCUUUCCUAAUCGGGGCAUUGAUGUACGGGUUUGUGCAAAUGAUGCCAAAGCUGAGUGAAAGUUUCACCUUUCUGGAUACGCUCUAUUUUGGGGCGCUGAUCUCACCGACUGAUCCAUUGACAAUAUUAGCGAUAUUUAGCGACAUUCACGUCGACGUAAAUCUAUACGCUUUGGUGUUCGGCGAGAGUGUGCUGAACGACGCGGUUUCGCUUGUGCUGAGCGGUGCUAUACAAAACUAUGGAGAACACUACUCAAGCACCGGUGGCUUCGAGGGUCACGCCUUCCUACGGUCGCUGGGCGAUUUCUUCAGUGUGUUUUUCUUCUCGCUACUGAUCGGUGCAUCUAUGGGCUGCAUAACGGCACUGAUGACCAAGUUUACCCACAUCCGGGACUUCCCUCUCCUGGAGUCGGCUUUGUUCGUACUGAUGUCGUACAGUACCUUUCUGAUAGCGGAGGCUGCGGAGUUAACUGGUGUCGUCGCUGUGCUAUUUUGCGGCAUUUGUCAAGCUCACUACACGUACAACAAUCUAUCAGACGACUCGCGAUCCCGAACGAAACAGAUAUUUGAACUGCUAAACUUCCUGGCAGAGAACUUCAUUUUCUCGUACAUUGGAGUGUCGAUGUUUACCUUCCCGAAGCAUCGAUUCGAUCCGUUGUUCAUAUUUACAGGAUUUAUUUGUGCAGCUAUAGGUCGGGCUGUGAACAUCUAUCCACUGUCAGCAUUGCUGAACAUUGCUAGAAAACCAAAGAUUUCGUGGAACUUUCAGCAUAUGCUUUUCUUUGCAGGUCUCAGAGGAGCAAUGUCGUUUGCUUUGGCGAUUAGAAAUACCGUAUCCGAUGCACGGCAAGCAAUGCUCACCACCACUUCGCUCAUCGUGAUCGCUACCGUCAUCAUCCAGGGAGGUGCUGCGAACUUCCUUCUCAAUUGGUUGAAAAUUCCCGUUGGCGUUGAUGACGAAACGGAGGCCCUGCCGUAUCAAGGAGUGAGAAGCGUGUACAAUUCCAUGGAGAAUACAGCCGGGUCUAUCGACGUCGGCUUGAACCUGAGUCAGCUGCAGGUUAAUAGAAGGAGUAGCUCAUUGGAUCUCGAAAAUCAGGACAGCGAAGGAGCAACGACUCCUGGUGGAACCAGGAGAGGUAACGAGAAAGCUGUUCUAGCCCGUGUUUGGGGCAAUUUCGAUACAAGGUACAUGAAACCAUUGCUGACACACUCGCGUCCAACGCUAUUGGAAACGCUUCCAGUAUGCCUCAGCCCACUGGCAAGGUUGCUGACGACUACUGAGCAACUGACGCAGGAGGGCCCAACGCGACGUGCCGAUUCGGAUUCGGACCUGUGCAUCGACGAUGACGACCGAACUUCUCGGGGUGACAGUAGUAUCCGCCGUAACUCGAUUAAUCGCGCUGUUGCCGAGGAAGCGAAUAGCGCGAUUAACCAGAUUAAUAGUUUAGGCAUUGAGUUUAUUUAAAAAUCUUUCUAAUUUUAUGUAGUUCCAGUUCUUUGAUAUUUUUUCGAGGAUGCAUGGUUUUGUUUGAUUAUUUUAAGUUUUUAUUAAAGAUUUAUGUUGAGUUGGUUUUUCGUUUUUUUUUUCUCUGUAUUUCCCCAUUUCAGCCCAUAUCGAGAAAGCGUUAGAAUAGUAGUGUGUUCCUACUUUUGAUCUUGUUUGCAUCGCAAUGAAGAAGAAAGAGACAACGUGACAUAAACACCUGGGGAUGUGAUGGGGAAUUGAUCAAAUCUAUUCCACAUGCAACCCAGCUAGAAUGGUAUCUACGAUACCUAGUAUUUUGUUAUUUGCCAAAUUUUGUAUAUUUUGUAUGUUCUAAGUUAUUGAAUUAUUUUGGAAUACGCUAGCUUUAUUAUGAACCUAUAAAUUAGCUAUG